AUGAGUUUCAACAGAAAUAUUUUGUUAGUGCUAUCAAUAUUUAUUACAAUUCCAGCUGUUUACAAAGUGUCUGCAUCUAGCGGUUCCAUCGAAUUGGACGAAAUUUCAUUUGAUAAAAUAAUAAAUACAUUCUCCGCAUCCCUUGUAAAAUUUGAUGUGGCAUUUCCUUAUGGCGAUAAACACGAUGCUUUUGUUGCGAUAGCUAAAGAAGCGAAGGACGUUAAGGAACUAGUCAUUGCUGAAGUCGGUGUUAAAGAUUAUGGCGAAAAAGAAAAUUCUCAACUUGCGAAUAAGUACGGGGCAACAAAGGAAACUUUUCCAGUUGUCAAACUGUUUCUUAAAGGUCAAAAUGAACCUAUUACUUUUGAUGAUUCUCAAGGAUUCACCACUGAUCAAUUAAGGCGAUUUGUUCGACAAAACACCGGCAUCUACCUAAGCCUCCCUGGAUGUGUGCGCGAACUUGACAUGCUUGCUAUUGAAUUCAUGAAGGCAAAUAAGGACAAGAGAAAUGAUGUUUUAAAAAAAACUGAAGAUGCUCUCAAAGUGCUUGACUCUGAGAGUAAAAAUACUGGAAAAAUAUACAAAACUAUAAUGGACAAGGUUCUUAGCAAAGGUGAUGAUUUUGUUAAAACUGAAAAUGAUCGGGUAAAGAAAGUUAUGAGUGGCAAGUUAUCUGAUGAGAAGAAACUGGAUAUGGCACAAAGACUGAACAUUCUACAAUCAUUCCAACUUCAUGAAAUUCAAUAUAAGGAUGAACUGUAG
This is a messenger RNA of Pieris macdunnoughi, 762 nucleotides long. Lineage: Eukaryota; Metazoa; Arthropoda; Insecta; Lepidoptera; Pieridae. The record is from the annotation of a GenBank genome assembly.